UCGAUAAAGUUCAAUAGAAGUCCAGAUGACGACCAAAGUGAAAACUGUUUAAUGAGGGGGCUGUAUGUUUAACUAUUUCUUCAAGUUGACAAGACUUUCGAUUAGUUUUGGUGUUAAAUUGGGAGUCAGGUCCAGUCAACGGUUUUUGGUUAUUGGCCAUCUUGGAUUACGAAACAAAAGCAUUAAGCGGCGACAUGUCCUGAAGUUUUAGAAAGUAGAUUGUUGAAGUGGUGAUCAUGUUUAAACCGAUAAUGACGUCAACAGGAUGCAGACCAGUUAAACAAUGAUGGGUCGUCAUGUCGGCAGCCGAACAACCCUUCGUUCUUGAAUUGGAUGCUUUUGACAAGUUGGUCAUCAUCGCCGCUGCUUUUACAUUCUUGGCGUUUGUCGUGUUGAUACUCGUCUGCUCCCUGAGUCCAUUCUGUUGCUUGUAUGAUUUGUGUCCAUUUAAUCACCCAGAAAAGAAAGCUGUCCCGACUGCUGCUUAUGGAGCAACUGAAGGAAUUAGAUUAUACAGACCAUCCAUUAUUAAAGAUAAACCGCCCGGUUAUUGGCAUACGAUGGGCACUCUUAAAGAAUCCGACAUGUCCGAUAGUUUAUCGGACGCUGGUACUGGUGACGUCAUCGAAUUAAAACAUGAACGAACAACCAAAAUACCAAGUAAAUAUUCUUCAUCAAGUUCAACUGGUUCUGUUUCUCCGACCCUGUACGUUCAUCAAGAUGGCCGCUUGUCGUUUACGCUGAUGUACGACCGUGUAGACAGCAACCUAAGUAUCAAAAUACAACAGUUGACUAACUUCAGUGCUACGGAUCCAGAUGGCGCUACGGCACCUUACAUCAAAGUCAGAUUGUAUCGAGUACCGAAAAACUUUUUUACGUUUCGGGGUAAACUGGGCAAGGAUAACUCCACUCAGAAUUUGGUAGUUGAAAUGCAGACGAAAAUCCAGCGACGUAGUGAUGAUCCUAUAUUUAAUGAAAUGUUCACUACCCACGUUGAUCAACAUGAUAUAUCAAAUUAUACCCUCAAGUUACUCGUCUGUGAUUUCGACCGUUAUACCCGCCAUGUUGUGGUGGGCGAAGUGCUUCUCAAUUUGUCCAAAGUUGAUUGGCUGACUCAAACGGAAGUGCUGUUUGACGAACCUCUACAGCCACCAAUUGAAGAAAACUUGGGAGAUGUUAAUGUAUCUCUGAUGUUCUUACCAACAGCCGAGAAGCUAACUAUAACUAUAGUUAAAGCUCAAGGCCUGAAGAUAAUGGAUCCACAGAGAAAUACAACAGAUUCCUUUAUUAAAGUUGUUCUCAUGUACGAUGGACGUCAGAUGAAGAAAGCUAAAACCACAUUACGCGCUGGAGACGUGAAUCCUGUUUUUAACGAGAGUAUAACGUUCGACGUUCCUCUCUACCAAUUAGAUAAAGUCUACCUUAGUGUGUCGGUUAUUCAUCACGACAUGGAGAAAGACAAAAAGCAUUUGAUUGGUCGAUUAUAUCUGGGAACUCAUUUCGACCACGAUGCGCAGGAACAGUGGACGGAAAUGACGCAGAAUCCACGAAAACAGAUCAUGUGCUGGCAUCGUCUUCAGAGUUGAUGCUUUAGAACAAUUUAUGUAAAGAAUUGUUUGAACUGAACCAGGAAGACCAAAUGCCCACAGACCGAACUAAUUUAUUCGAGUUCUCUUCCACGUUGGUGAAAUAUUUUAGAAAACAAGCAGUUUAGUGUUUCAAUCUGGACCCGAGUCAGGGAAGCAGAAUACCCUCAGACUAAAUCAAUUUAUAGGAGUUCUCGUUCAGACUGGUGAAACGAUUUUAAAAACUACGCGGUUAGUGUUUCAAACUUAUGUGAUUGCGUAAAACAUUGAAUCGUGGCGACAAAAUACUCUCAGACCGAACAACGUGUUGGAAAGUCUCUUCCACAUUGGUGAAACAAUUUUUAAAAAACAUUCCAUAGAGUAUUUCAGUCUUGUAUGAUUGCGUAAAACAUUGAAUCAUUGAGCAGAAUACCCUCGGACCGAAUUAGAAGGUCUCUUCCAGAUUGGUGAAACAAUCUUAACAACAUUCCGUAGAGUAUUUUAGUCUUGUAUGAAUGCAUAUUGCACUGAAUCUCUCAGUCGGAACUACUUUUUGAGAGUUCUCCAGAUUGUUUAACGAUUUAGAAACCAUCUGCCAGUAUUUUAAUCUUAUAGUAUUGCAUAUUACAUUGUAGUAGGAGGUCGCGGCAUGGGUCAUGGUAUUCUGGUAUAGUGCUAUUAAUAAUGUGAUAUAUCUCUUGAUUGGCUUUGAUACAGCUGGUGUAUAUAAAUACAUAUGUUUGUGGUCGCUUGUCAGACGGAUUCUGAUUGGCUGUGAUAUUCAAAUGGGCAAAUGUUUGUGGUCGCUUGUCAGGCGGAUUCUGAUUGGCUGUAAUAUAGCUUUGGUAUAUGCAAAUGUUUGUGGCGUUUGUCAAACGGAUUUUGAUUGGCUGAGAUACAGCUAUGGUGUACGCAAAUCAUUUUUGCUCUCUUGUUAUACUGAUUCUGAUUGGCUAUGAUACAGCUAUGGUGUAUGCAAAUGAGUGUCGUCGCUUGUCAGACGGAUUCUGACUGGCUGUGAUACAGGUGUUUGUGAUUGGCGGAGGACUAUUAUUGUAUAUUAGGUUAGAAAGAAUUUGUUUUUGUCAAAAUAUCUUUUUCAAAAUAAUAAUUUUACAAUGUAUAUAAAAUGUAUAUAGAAUAUAUAUAGACAAUAAAUGAUAUUUGGUAUGGUGUCUUCCACAAAGCCAAUACUGUUCCAGAGAGUUUGUAUAGGCCUACUCCACUAAAUACAAAACCUUUUUCUGUUUCCCCUCGAACUCAUAUUACCUUAAUGAUUUAAUGUUUUUUGUUCACCUGUACAAUCGGAUUAAAUUACAGAUCCUAUUUCGUUUCGUUUUUUUUAUAGUUCAAAAUUUCGUUUUACUUGCCUUCACUACACCAGGAUCUUGAAGAGUUGUUAUAUAACCCGCGUUCUGGUUGAUGUGAAGGAUUGGCCAAUAAAAUUGUCUGUCGUGGCGAGUUCUUGGCGUGUAGUGAGUGCACUGAACUGUAGGUAGACAUUCUCAGUAAAGACAAAGCAAAAGUUGUAUUUCCAAAUACCCACUUGAAACACCAAGCUGAUUGGUUAAUCAAAUGUCUGACGUUAUAGGAGCAAAACCUGCUCGUAUGACCCGUGACGCGACCUCCCACUACAAAAGAUUCGAUCUUCAUGUAGUGGAGGCCAUCGAAAGUCUAAAACAAUGAAACGAAAUAUAAAUCCGUAUUUUAAUCCGAUUGUAGUUUUAUUAUUAGUUGUAUACACAACAAACUUUGUCCGAAACAAUCCUUGUCUGAUAUAGGGUUGUCUUUCUUCUGUGUUUUAUUGACUUCUGGCACCAAUUUCAAAAUGUUAUUGACUAGUUCUAAAAUCAUUAAUUCCAUUCCUGGAUAUAUAGUAUGAAAUAAUUGUAAUUUAUUAGUGUAUAUACCCGUGGAUCUUAAGGGCGUGGUUUAAUUAGCUGUAUAUACCCGUGGAUCUUAAGGGCCUGGUUUAAUUAGCUGUCUAUAACAGUGGAUCCUAAGGGCGUGGUUUAAUUAGCUGUAUAUACCCGUGGAUCUUAAGGGCGUGGUUUAAUUAGCUGUCUAUAACAGUGGAUCUUAAGGGCGUGGUUUAAACAUAAAUUCAUUCAUGUAUUGGAUUAUAUUAUAAUAUAUUAUCUGGGGAAUGCGCACAUCUGUAUUCUUUUGGUCACAAGACGUUAAUAAAGGCCUCACUGUAGACUGAUGUAAGUGGGAUUUUUAAAUGUUACGCCUUUUUCUAGUUUGAGCUAUCUCGAAUUUAAUAUUUUUUUAUGUUUUCAUGGAAACUAAUUUGUUCUUGGUAUUAUUGACGACCGAAAAUGCCUUAUAGAACAUGAAAAAUGAACUCGGCCCUUUCCAGGAACGGUCGGUUAGGGAAAUCGAGAGCUUCUGUUUAAUAAAGCACUGCCUAUUUUUAAUUGUAUUUUCUUUAGAAUCUAUCAGGGUUAUCAAUAUGUUUAAUAUUAUAUUUGCUCAUUGGCAGCUCUUCUGGGCAGAUCUUACAACUACUUCAACAAGAACACUUAUUGUUUUUUUUUUUCUCUUUCUUGAGACGGGAGGGGCAAAUUGAGGUAUUCUCAAAAGUUGGUGUUUGUAACAUCAAUUAAUAAGUGAAACAUUGCAAUUAAUUGGUGAAACAUUUUAAUUAAUAAGUGAAACAUUGUAUUUAAUAAUUGAAACAUUGCAAUUAAUUAGUGAAAAAGUGUAAUUAAUAAUUGAAACAAUACAAUUAAUUAGUGAAACAGUGUAAUUAAUAAUUGAAACAUUGCAAUUAAUUAGUGAAACAUUGUUUUUAACAAGUAAAACAUUGUCUUUAUUUAGUGAAACAUUGUUUUUAAUAAGUGAAACAUUGUUUUUAAUAAGUGAAACAUUGUAAUUAUUAUGUGAAAAAUAGACAUUGUAAUUACUGUAUUUGACUUAUUAAGGGGAAUAUAAUAAUUAUUAAGUGAAAUAUAGAAUUGUGCCAUCAUAAAUCAAUCAAACAUUUUAUGUGUAUAUAAAACGCUUUUCAUCAACCUGCAUGGAUUAUUGUAAUCAUUGAGUAUAGGGCAUGGUUUUAUUAUUAUUAUUUGUAUAAGAAAUCUACAUUUAAACGUACAUUAUGCAAGUGCCAAAUCUGUCUAUUGCGGGUCUUUCUUUAGGCCUGAAAUGUUAUCUAAAUUAUUAAUUAGACAUUAAUUAACCUAUCUAGAUGGCAUCGCUAGCCUGCAUAACUUUCCUUCGCGAUUUAACGAUUAAAUAGAUAAUCGACACUAUGCUAUUUAUCGUACUGACUUUAGUAAUGAUGAUCGAGGCUAGGCGGAAAUUGCAAUCGCUUAGUUCUCGGUUCAUAGUGAAUCAAUUUGAAUGAAAAUUUCAGCGAAUUGCCUUUACAUUAUCUAGUUUUUAACUAAUAUAGUGAGAACUGCCAGCUCUUUAUCUAAUCUCCUAUGAUGCAUCUUUUAACGUAUAAUAACUGUGAGAUAACACUUCUUACGUUAUUAAGUGGAUUGUUUUCUGUUUUGAAUAAUUUGGUAUAGUACAUUUAUUCGUAGAUUUUUGUUGUGUAAUUGUUUGUGUGUGGUGCAGUCCUCCUGCACUUACUAUUAAACUUGUAUAUAUAUAUGAAUAUGCUUAAUGAUAAGGCCAGCUCAAUUGUUCGUCAUAGGUCACGAGGUGUGAACAGGGCUAGCGCUAUAAUCCCAACCCUAGCCCUGGACCUAAGCCUAACCCUGGACCUAGCCUCGAUGCUAACCCUAACCUACAAUCUCUCCAACAGUCCCGUACCCUAAACGUAUUUACAUCUCAGCGAACUUGGCAAAGGAAGACCAUCAGCGCCACCGACACCAAAAGAACUGCGAAACCAACCAUUUAUAUUAAUCCAUGUAUUGCAUGCAUUUUUAAUAAAACUAGGAAAUAUCACGAACCAAAUUUUCAUCAUCCUAGGUCAGUGCUUAUGUGGAGACUCACCCUUCGCCGCAUAUUCUUAAACCUUAAGCUAAAAUAUCGCAAACAAUCACGUGCCCUAACCUUAUUAACAUCUCAACGACCGUGACAAAAAUUGAGUUGGCCUUAACAAAUAGAUUUAGCCGUGGAUAAUAGAUCCUAAUUUGAAUAUUUUAAUAUGUGGUCGGACAGUGCAAUAUGACAACAAUAUACAGAGCAUGUUAUAUUAUUAUAUUAUUUAUAUAUACUUAUAUAUUUAUAUCUUUAUUGAGUGGCAUUUAGCAAGUAAUAAACACAAAAACAUAAUAUGGAACCAGGAGCGGAUCCAGAUGGAGUGUGGUGCACCCCCCCCCCUCCUCCGCAUUGUCAACUGACAAAUUACCUUAACAGGAACCUGGCAAACCCCCUCCUACAAAAAUUCCUAGAUCCGCCGCUGGAUAACAUUGAGAGAACCCUGUGCGUGCGUAGUGGCGGCGCCACCCGUCGGUGGUUGGAGGGGCAAAACUGGGGCAUGCGUGCAUGGAGUUUUACGUCCACUUCCACCAAGGGUGAUAUCGUAGACAAGAGAAAACCCUCAACGAAACAAAAUUGAGUUCCAUAUAAUAUUUUUUUGUGUUGAUUGUAUAUUUAUAGUGGCUAAUUAUUUGGGAAAUGAUGUAAAAUGAAUUUAUUGCUGCUGUAAUAUAUCCUAGUUAAAUAUAAUUAUAUUUAUGUUA
Patella vulgata (common limpet) is the source of this 6208-nucleotide messenger RNA. RefSeq names its product synaptotagmin-1. Bases 297 to 1586 code for a protein of 429 amino acids. NCBI's taxonomy places the organism in Eukaryota, Metazoa, Mollusca, Gastropoda, Patellidae. The record is from RefSeq and is a predicted model, not a curated record. Gene Ontology annotation, biological process: regulation of dopamine secretion; cellular response to calcium ion; calcium-ion regulated exocytosis. Gene Ontology annotation, molecular function: calcium-dependent phospholipid binding; clathrin binding; phosphatidylserine binding. The transcript is spliced from 6 exons.